AUGGCAGCCCUGAAGCCCCAAAUCUACCAACAUGACAUCGGAAUCCUUACUCAUCUUGCUGCACAAUUGCCAUCUUCAAUCGCUCUUCUACGUCGUAUUCAACAUGGCAUUGCCUACCCAUCUUCAACCGCCAGAAUCUUAGCAACUUUCCCCCCGGGAUCAUCACCUACGCAUAGCCAGCCUUGGCUAGCCGCACGAGUAGAUCUCUUUCGCAGCCGGGAAACCCAGAUUUUUCUGUACUCUAGCCUCGAAGCAGAGCAUACAUUGACUCCGGCUAUCUUUCCUCUCCUUACUGAUCCUGCGCAUCAAGCAACCACGUCCUACGGAGCAGGAUCUAGAGGCCCGGGCCCCAUUAACACGAGCCUCAUUGCGUCCUCCCUAACAGCUAGCCCGGAACACUUGGACGUCACGCGAGAGCAGCUCCUGCAGAUGUUGUUAUAUAUCAAGGCCAACCUAUUGCCAGACUACCUGGCAUCUCUAUUAUCGAUGCGCUCAAUCGGAGCCAUGUCAUCACCAGCCUCCAACUGUGCGCCUCCUAGUCUGGAACCAAAGGCGUUUUUGAUCGGGUCAUUACAUACUGGUCUUUUCACGCUUCUUCUACGCUCGGGGUCAUUCGCCCACCCGAUAGUUGACGCGGAUGUGGAUCUAGAUCCCUAUCCCGGCCUAAAGAUCCAUCGAUUUGAUGGUCGGCCCUACCUGAAAUACUUCUUUCGACAAACUCGCGUCAACUCCAAAAUUUCUGAUGGUGAGAUACCUUUACCGAAGGGCUAUCGGUAUUGUGACAAACGCGGAAGAUUCGGUGUCCUCUACUCGCAGCUGGACCUUAUCCAGAGUCGUACCCAUAUUCCACGGUCAAAAGAGCAAUUGUCAAGUAUCCCGAGCGUAGUAAUAUACCACGACUCAGGCAAAGAAGAAAACGUGCAUGGAUGCUCAGGUUCUAGUUGUUGUUCUUCUAAGGAAACGGAUGAAAUGCCUAUCGCGUGGGCUUUCCUGGGCCUAGAUGGCGCUCUAGCAACGCUUCAUGUCGAGCCUGGCCACCGGGGCCAGGGUCUUGCUCCUUGCUUAUCAGUGGAAACCAUGCGUCGAGGAAUGGAUCUGGACGGGAUAUUUAGCGCCAAAGGGGAGGACGAGAAAGUGCAAAACCACCUAAGAGAGUGGGUUCAUGCGGAUGUGGCUCAGUAUAACAUGGCAAGUCGGAGGGUUAUGGAGAAGGUUGGAGGCGAGAUAUUAUCGACUGUUAUGUGGACUGCGAUAGAACUCUGUGAUUAA
Molecule: messenger RNA, 1269 nt
Organism: Penicillium canescens
Lineage: Eukaryota; Fungi; Ascomycota; Eurotiomycetes; Eurotiales; Aspergillaceae
Product: Acyl-CoA N-acyltransferase
Exons: 1
Coding region: 1-1269 (422 amino acids)
Source: RefSeq, a predicted model, not a curated record